Messenger RNA from Photinus pyralis (common eastern firefly), 3375 nucleotides. RefSeq names its product spermatogenesis-associated protein 13-like. Gene Ontology annotation, biological process: intracellular signal transduction. The transcript is spliced from 13 exons. The record is from RefSeq and is a predicted model, not a curated record. Gene Ontology annotation, cellular component: cytoplasm. Bases 145 to 3018 code for a protein of 957 amino acids. NCBI's taxonomy places the organism in Eukaryota, Metazoa, Arthropoda, Insecta, Coleoptera, Lampyridae. Gene Ontology annotation, molecular function: guanyl-nucleotide exchange factor activity; protein binding.
CGGGCACUCGUCUUGCGUGCUGAAUUCUGUUUUCUCGUGUUGUUCCACGCCGUUCCGCGUUCGUUGAAGUGUUGAACGAUUACGUAAAAAUAACGUGAAUUUGAUUGUUCAAUCGAAUUGUCAUUAAUUAAAAUGUAGACCAGAAUGCUUUCGAAGGAUAGAGUUAGGCAUACAUGGCACUUUUCGUCAAUGGAUUGUUUAUCAACAGAGAUUUGUAUACCAACAACUUCUUGGGAUACGUCCUAUGCAUGCCUCGAGGAUUUUCGAAACAGUCACAAUUCCAAAAUACUGACACAAGAUCAUCACAAGCACGAAAGUGAAAGUUUACGAUCAUCCCCCGGAUCGCAUCGCCGUACACCUACACCUGAAACAUCUCAUACAGCUCCUGUUACUCCAUCUCAUGAAGCUAAUCGUCGUCGAUCCCCGGUGGAAAGUGUCGAAAGAAGAACAAAAGCCACAUCAACGCCACAACUUGUAGAUUCUCGCGAAAUUGGAAAAAGAAAAUGGUCCAGCAAGGGUGACGCUCGACAACGUCAGGUUGGGACCAAAGAUCUCGUUUCUCAACGUAGUUUACCCGGGGGCGGCACGGCUGAGAGCGUCUUGCAGAAGUUUAAAAAGACGUUCUCGUUACGUUUUCAAAAGAAGUGUAGCAAGGAUGGCAGCAUCGAUUUGGUCGAACCGUAUCCAGAAAUUUUGGGCGAGCCUUCGGAGGAAGAUUCUCCACAACGUGUUCCGUCUUUAAUCGCUACUGAUUCGAUAGACGUUAAAGAGGAAAAUGCCGAACAGAAACAAAGGUUUGGUCCCUUAAUUUGGCGCUCUAGUAAAGAGAGGAAAAAAACAAAUAAAGCAGCGAGGAGUACAAAAUGCAAUAGCGGCGAUAGCGGAAUUCAGAUUGAGAUUGUGUCUGGUUCCGGGGGUGCAGGUGGUGACAGCUCGGAAUCCCACGACACCGAUCCACCAGGCGACGACUUGGAUAGUCCUCAAGCAGUACGCCGAAGACCACUUUCGUCUAAUAAGACUAGGCCGCAUUCUGAUCUACUUAAUAAAAUACUUAUCGAUAAAUUUAAGGCUGAAUUACAAAAUCGAGCGCACCGGCAUCACUACAUCAGAAGAACGCAUUCGGACUUGGGUGGACAACGGUUAUUUCAGUGGGAUUCGCGUUCUUCUUAUCGCCGUAUGAUGUCUUCUCCCGCACCCUUACAGGGGCGACCUCACAGAAUGAGUCCUCGGAAAAAACCCCCUGAUGCUCCGGGCGGCGUUCAGUUACGUGCAACUCAACGUCGUGGGCAACUUAGAAGAUCUCUUAGUCAACCUGUGGAUAUAGACAAAUUGUCGCCAUUGAUGCGUACAAAAACAGCAGGUUUAAGGCUGGGUGGAGCCAACAUCUUAAGCGAAGAUGAGCACGACGGACGAAUCGGAACGUCAGAAGAUGAAAUGAUGUCCGAUUCUGAAUCCUCAAUUGCUUCAUUGACCGAACGAAAAAAGUCGUUAGAAUUGGCUAUGGACGAAGACGUGAUUAUCUUAGCUGAAGCGGUGUUUGAUCAUGUUGCGAUUGAGGCAGAAGAGUUGGCAUUCAGAGCUGGAGAUGUGAUCGAAGUGUUAGAGACUGUUAAUAGGGAUUGGUGGUGGGGUUCGUCCGGGGGCAAGGAGGGUUGGUUUCCAGCGGCUUUUGUACGUUUACGUGUGAGUCAAGAGGAUACUGUAGAAGACUGUUUAGCUGCGAUGGCUUCGGGACAAUCAAUGCCUACUCAAUUACGUAGAAGGACUAGUAUAUCAUUGUUAUCUAACGACCAAGUUAGAACUAGUGUAGUGCGUGAGUUAGUGCACACCGAACGCGAAUUUGUUAAAGUACUCCAAGACAUUGCGGAGGGUUACAUAUCUGAAUGUCGUAAGAGAAAGGACAUGUUUACCGCGGAGCAAAUAGACAUUAUAUUUAUCAAUUUAGAGGACAUAUUAGAAUUUCAAUCUGCAUUUUUAAAAGACUUAGAAUCGUGUAUAGACUGGGACGCACCUUACAAAAGUUGCGUCGGGAACUGUUUCAUUAAACGUAAGGGAGGUUUUGAGAUGUACUCAGAUUAUUGCAACAGUCAUCCAGUAGCCACAGCUUUAUUGCAGGAAUUGUAUCAAUUUAAUAAUUAUUGCAAGUUUUUCGAAGCCUGUAGAUUGAUGAGGGGUCUCAUUGAAAUUCCCCUAGAUGGUUACUUAUUAACCCCAGUGCAGAGGAUUUGCAAGUACCCUUUACAAUUAGCCGAAUUGCUGAAGUAUACUAAGGCUGAUCAUCCAGACUAUCACAAUAUUAAGGAAGCUCUAAAGGCAAUGAGAGGUGUUGCAGUAUUAAUUAAUGAACGGAAAAGGAGAAUGGAGAGUUUAGAAAAGUUGGCGGCUUGGCAGCAAAGGGUCGAAGGGUGGGAAGGAGAAGACUUGAUUGAAUUUAGUUCUCAGUUGAUUCAUCAAGGAGAAGCUGUUAGAAUUACUAGUGGAAUGUGGACAAGUAAUAUUACUUUGUUUCUGUUUGAUCAUCAACUUAUUUAUUGUAAAAAGGACAUUUUAAAAAGAAAUACUUAUGUAUACAAAGGACGGAUAGACAUGAACACAAGUGAAGUCAUUGAUGUUUCAGAUGGAAAAGAUGUUCAAACGGGUGUGAGUGUAAGACAUGCGUUGAGGGUUUACAGCUGUGUAAGAGACAAAUGGAUUUUGUUUUGUCUUCGGUCAUCGCUCGAGAAACAAACUUGGCUUCAAGCAUUUUCUGAUGAACGUCGACUAGUUGCUCAAGAUAAAUCUGAUCGGUUAGACUUCCCACCUGCUGCCAAACAGUUAGCACGAAUUGCGGCUCGAUCGCAAAGGAGACCUCCGCGCAAACCAAGAGGAAAUAAAAGUUACAAGCUAGAUUCAUCCUACAUGGGAUCGUCCCUACAACUGAACUCUCAAAACUCGAAUUCACUCGGUCGUAAAGUAGGUACAUGGUUUACAUUUGGUGUCAAUCGAAAAACAAGACAUCAACAUCGUGAUGUUUCCUGAGAUAAAACAACUUUACUGUAACAAUACGUCAGUUACUUACCUGAAGUUGAGCGCACGGUUGUUAGUGAUAUUAUGUGCCAAAAGUGUAAAAUAUCCGAUGACAUAUUGUUACAGUAGUCAACCAAUAAGUAUUUAGUUAAUUUUUUAAUACCGCAAUAAAAAUGUAUGUAGAUAUUGACUUGCUCGUGAUAAUAGGCUACUGCCAAAUGUGCUGUGCAUAACACUUAAUCUAAGUAUUACGAGGCAUAGACGGCCUAACUCUUCCUACAUUUUCUCAUUGAAAGUCAAAUUUCGACUGAUCCGAACUAUAUAGUUAAUUAUUAUUUUAUUAUGUAUAUUUCUACACUUUGUAUAUUU